AUGGGGUGGCACAAAAUUUUGGUGGCGACGUUAAUUUUAUUCUCUUUUUACCUUUUUUCUAAUGCUGUUGAGGUUACUUACGAUGGAAGAGCUCUCAAGAUCGAUGGUGAAAGAAAACUUAUAAUUUCUGGCGCCAUUCAUUAUCCUCGCAGUACUCCUGAGAUGUGGCCAUCAUUGAUGAAGAAAGCCAAAGAGGGAGGUCUUAAUGCAAUUGAAACAUACGUGUUUUGGAAUGCCCACGAGCCUCUAUAUCGACAGUAUGACUUUGAAGGGAGUUUAGACCUCGUGAAGUAUCUCCAGACAAUUCAAGAUGCAGGGCUUUAUGCAAUUCUCAGAAUUGGACCAUAUGUUUGUGCAGAAUGGAACUAUGGAGGGCUUCCAGUUUGGUUAAAAAGCAUACCUAACAUGGUCUUCAGGACUAAAAAUGAUGCCUACAUGAAUGAAAUGAAAAUUUUCACUACAAUGAUCGUCGACAAGAUGAAAGAUGAAAAUCUUUUUGCUAAUCAAGGAGGACCAAUUAUAAUUUCUCAGAUAGAAAAUGAAUAUGGAAAUGUUAUCGGUAAAUAUGGAGCGGACGGAAAAUCAUACGUGAAUUGGUGUGCUAACUUUGCCGAGUCUCUGAACGUUGGUGUCCCUUGGAUCAUGUGUCAAGAGGAUGAUGCUCCAUCACCAAUGAUUAACACUUGUAACGGGUAUUAUUGCGAUCAAUUUACUCCUAACAAUAAUAAUGUUCCAAAGAUCUGGACUGAGAAUUGGACUGGCUGGUACAAGGGCUGGGGUGACAAAAAUCCUCAUAGAACUGCAGAAGAUGUUGCUUUUGCAGUUGGCCGGUUUUAUCAAUAUGGUGGCACAGUGCAGAACUAUUAUAUGUAUCAUGGUGGUACUAAUUUUGGCCGAGUAUCCGGGGGACCAUAUAUUGCAACAACAUAUGAUUAUGAUGCACCCCUCAAUGAAUAUGGUGAACCGAACCAGCCCAAAUAUGGACAUCUUAAGGAGCUACAUUCCCAUCUCAUGUCGAUAGAGAAGAUUUUAACUUACGGUAACGUGACAAACAAAGAUUACGGAAAUAUGAUGUCUCAUACAAUCUAUAAUUACGAUGGGACAAGGGUAUGUUUUUUUGGCAAUGCAAAUCAGAAUGAUGCUAUAACAAUCAACUUUGAAGGCACAAACUAUACUGUUCCAGCUUGGUCUGUCAGCAUUCUUCCCGACUGUAAAACUGAAGUUUACAACACGGCUCGGGUUAGUACUCAAACAUCUGUAAUGGUGAAGAAACUCCCUGAUGAAGCACAAGAAAAAAGUCAUUAUAAUUUGGAAUGGUCUUGGAGAGUUGAGAAAUUUGAGCACCUCAAAGCCCACCCUUUAAAGGGUGUUACUUCUGCUAAUCAACUCCUUGAUCAGAAACUUGUUACAAAUGAUACCAGUGAUUACUUAUGGUACAUGACAAGUUUUGAGAUUGAUGAAGAUGAUCCCGUCUGCUGCGAAGAUAUCAAUUUACAAGUUCAGAACAGUGGCCAUAUCCUUCAUGCAUUUGUCAAUGGCAAGCAUAUAGGAACUAAAUAUGCACAGGGUGGGAGUUACAGUUUUUGGUUUGAGAGAGCUGCUACGAUAAAGAAGGGGAUAAACCAAAUUUCUUUGCUCAGUGUCACAGUUGGACUGCAAAAUUAUGGUGACCAUUAUGACAAUACACAAAAUGGAAUCAUUGGUCCGGUUAAAAUAAUUGCGCCGAACAGUCAAGAGAAGGACUUAACGAACAAUAGAUGGGCCUUCAAGGUAGGAUUGACUGGUUUUGAACGAGAACUUUUCAGUGAAAAUGGGAAGAAAAGAAAGUGGCAUCCUAAUAUUCCCCUCAACAGGAAGUUUGUUUGGUACAAGACAACCUUCAGAACUCCAAGGGGUGAAGAACCUGUUGUUCUAGACUUGUGGGGACUUGGAAAAGGAACUGCUUGGGUGAAUGGACAUGAUAUUGGCCGAUAUUGGCCCAGCAUUAUUGCUGAUAAUAAUGGCUGUUCUACAUCUUGUGACUAUCGUGGAUCGUAUUACAGUAGUAAAUGCACGACUGGCUGUGGACAACCUACACAAAGAUGGUACCAUGUCCCACGUUCCUUCUUACGUAACGAAGAGAACGAUUUGGUUCUUUUUGAAGAGUUCGGGGGGGAUCCUAGGAAUGUAAGUGUUAAUACUGUAACAGUUGGCCAAGCUAUUGGCCAUGCUUAUGAAGGGAAUUGCUUGAACUUGUCAUGUAAUGGUGGUCGAGUUAUAUCCGAUAUCAAAUUUGCUAGCUUCGGUGAUCCAAGAAAAGUUUAUGGAAUUCUUAGGAAAGGAAGCUGCCAUUCUCCCAAAAGCUUAUCAAUGGUGGAACGUGCAUGUGUUGGCAAAGAAAGUUGCUCAAUUGAUGUAUCUGAACAAACUUUUGGACCUAGUGGCUGCAGAUCAUCAGUGAAAAGGAAAAGGCUAGCUGUUGAAGCUGUUUGUUAG
Fraxinus pennsylvanica is the source of this 2475-nucleotide messenger RNA. Lineage: Eukaryota; Viridiplantae; Streptophyta; Magnoliopsida; Lamiales; Oleaceae. The record is from the annotation of a GenBank genome assembly.